Messenger RNA from Aphidius gifuensis, 3700 nucleotides. It is a transcript of the gene 5-HT7, whose product is annotated as 5-hydroxytryptamine receptor 1. Gene Ontology annotation, molecular function: G protein-coupled acetylcholine receptor activity. Lineage: Eukaryota; Metazoa; Arthropoda; Insecta; Hymenoptera; Braconidae. The coding region runs from base 1115 to 2602 and encodes 495 amino acids. Gene Ontology annotation, biological process: adenylate cyclase-activating adrenergic receptor signaling pathway. The record is from RefSeq and is a predicted model, not a curated record. Gene Ontology annotation, cellular component: plasma membrane. The transcript is spliced from 7 exons.
AGUCGCACAACCAACGUCAAAAAGUAACGACGUGUUGUAAUUUAUACUACGAGAAAACACAAUUUGUUAACUACAAUAUAUUCUAAAUAAAAUUUAACACACCAUAAAUAUAAAACUAAUUUUUUUAAUAUUAAAAAAAAACAAAAAUUUUAUUUAAAUAAUUUACUUAAUUACAUCGUAAUAAUUUAUUGUAAAAAAAAAAAAAUUAAAGUUUUUUUAUUAAUUGUUAAUUUAUACAUAUUAAAAAAUUAAUAAUUAAAUAUUAUUGUUUUGUUAAAAGUGUUUAAAGUCAAUUUAAAUUAAAGUGAAUUGUUUUUUUUUUUAUUGAAAAUUUAACAGUGAAUUUUAAUUGUACUUUUCGUUUGAAGUUGAUUAAAUAUAAACAAUGAUAAAAUUUUUUUUCAUGUUUGUAUGAUUAUAGAGACAAUUUGUGAAUUUAAAAAAAAUAUAAUUUUUUUGUUAUUAGAUAUUGUAGAGAGAGUUAUAUAUUGUACCACAAGUGGUAUCUCUAAUUAACGAAUUUUCAGAGCUUAUUGAAUUUUAUCCAUGUGCUACACCUCCGGCUAAUAUAAUAUUAAACGUGAUUUAAAAACUUUACUAGAUGAUACUGAUAAUUCAAAAAUAAGUUAAUUUAGUAAAUUAUUAAUAAUAAAUAAUAAUCAAGUAUAACAAGUAGCAAAUAAAAUUAAAAAUAAAACAUGAAAAUUAAUUUAUCCAUCAAUUGAUCUACAAGUUCAAUGAAAAAUGGACGGAUUUUUCACUGAAAAAGAUGAGCCAAGUAUAUUCAAAAAUAACCAAAAAAUUACAAAAAAAAUCCAGAGGAUUAAAGUGAAUAAUUGGAGUUACAGUAUAAAAUUCAAGUGGUGAUUAAAACUUGAAAAAUAAAAAAGAUAAUAUUUCGUGGAUAUUUUGAGUUGAAAAUUCAAAGGGAUAUUGAAGAUAUUGUUGAAGAAAAUAUAAAAAAUAAAAUAAAAAAUAAACAAGUGGAAUAGAUAGAUGCUUGGGUUGCCGGGCAAAAACGAGAGGUGGGCAUUCAGCCAAAUAUCAAAGAAGAAUGACAUAGGGGUGUGCAAAAGGGGCGAUUGGGAUGCUCCGGGUUAUUGGUUAAGAUCGUAUGGAGGGGAAGGACGAAAUAACGGAUACAACUUGGCAUCAAAAUUUCACGACGCCGAUUACAACACAGGAACCCGAUUAUUUUUUCCGGGGAUUUCCCGGAAAACAUUCUUCCUAUACAACAACUCAGGCAAUUCUUAUGGCCUUGGUACUCGGAAUAAUAGUAAUUGUGACAAUAAUUGGAAACAUAUUGGUGUGUGUUGCGGUAUGUCUUGUACGAAAAUUACGUCGACCAUGCAAUUAUUUACUAGUAAGUCUAGCAGUAAGUGAUCUCUGCGUAGCACUACUCGUAAUGCCAAUGGCUUUAUUAUACGAGGUAUUAGGAAGUUGGGUAUUUGGACCAAUACUAUGUGACCUAUGGGUGAGCUUUGACGUAUUGAGCUGUGCAGCAAGUAUACUAAAUCUCUGCAUGAUAUCAGUUGACAGAUAUUAUGCAAUAACAAAGCCACUGGAGUAUGGUGUAAAACGUACACCUAAACGAAUGAUAAUAUGUGUUGGUCUUGUGUGGCUUGGUGCAGCUUGUAUAAGUCUACCACCACUUUUAAUACUUGGUAAUGAACACAGAUAUGAUAUGGGUGCUUGGCAUUGUGACGUAUGUCAAAAUUCAGGAUAUCAAAUUUAUGCAACACUUGGUAGUUUUUAUAUACCGUUAUUUGUUAUGAUUCAGGUGUACUACAAAAUAUUUUGUGCAGCACGUAAAAUAGUACUGGAGGAAAGACGUGCACAGAGUCACUUGGAUGUACAUUGUCAUCUUGAUAAAGAACCAGUGAUCCAUCAAACAAGUACUUUGAACAAAUCAUUAAAUUCAGAUAGUCAAACAGCUCAAAGUAGUCCAACAAUAAAACAGCAUCGUAGCUCGAGUGCCUCAACUACGUGCAGUGGUCAUGGAGUAAAAUGUUUUCAAGGUGGUCCAAGAAAAAGCAACGAAUCACAAUGUCCAAUGUUACUAAAGCCAGAUAAACAUAUGAAAACAACAAAUAAAAAAAAAUCAACAAUUGUUAGAAAUCAUUUAAAUAGUACAUGCAGUGUAACAAGUUCACCACAUCAAAAAAAAUUACGUUUUCAAUUGGCUAAAGAACGUAAAGCAAGUACAACAUUGGGUAUUAUUAUGAGUGCAUUUACAAUAUGUUGGUUACCAUUUUUUGUACUUGCAUUAUUACGUCCAUUUGUAAAUGAUUCAAAAUUAAUACCAAAAUCAUUAUCAAGUUUAUUUUUAUGGUUGGGUUAUUGUAAUAGUUUAUUAAAUCCAAUAAUAUAUGCAACAUUAAAUCGUGAUUUUCGUAAACCAUUUCGUGAAAUAUUAUUUUUUAGAUGUGGUAAUUUGAAUCACAUGAUGAGAGAAGAAUUUUAUCAAAGUCAAUAUGGUGAUCCAGUUAAUAAUUACGUUAUAAAAUCAUCAAACAAUGAUGAUAAUGGUGAACGUCUUGAAAAUCAUAACGACAUUAUUGAUGUAUCAUUAAAUGUACCAGCAAAUGAAAGUUUUCUAUGAUUAUAAUUUAUUUUAAUUAUUUAAUCAUUAAAAGAAUAUAAUAAUAGUAAUCAAAAAUAAGAUCAUUUUUACUUGGAUAUACAAGGAUAAUAUUGUAAAUGUCAAUUUCGUAUUUUUUGGAUUAUCCAUUUGGGAUAAUACGUGACAUGAAUGAACUCUGAGAUUGUCAAUGUUAUGUGUAGAGAGAGGUCAAAUGCAAUCGACCAAUGGAUCCUGAUGGGGUGACAAGCAAACACUUGCUGACCUGAGGUGUGUUGAACUACUAUCCAUCAAACACUCUCAGUUUGGCUCAAUGUGUAUAUAUACAAUAAAAUCCACGAUGAACAAAAAUAAUAACCAAGCAAAAAACUAGGAAAAAAUUUUUAAAAGAAUUUUCUUUUUGCGUUGUAUUAAAUUUUAUUAUAUAUAAAGGUAUUGUUGAAAAUUAAAAUUAACUAAAUGUUAACGAAAAAAUAAUAAAAUAUUAUGUCUAAAAAAAAAAGGAGAGACUGAGUCAACUGGACAACUUGAAUCAGCCAAAAAAUAUAUUUAAAAAAAUAAAGAUAUUGUUUUGUUUUGUGGAUGAUUAAUUGUUCCGGAAAUAAUAAAUAAAUUUUAAAUAAUUAAUAAAAUUAAUGAAAUUAAUGAAAUUAAUAUACACGUAUUUAUUUGCGUUGAUUAUAAUGCUAAAAUUAGUUGAUUGUGCAAUUGAUAAAUAUAUAAAUAACGAAAAUUAAUUAUUUAAAAAAAUAGUUAUAUUAUUAAUAAGGCAAUUGAUAUAAAAAUUAAUAAUAUAUUAGUCAAAUGGCGUAGUGGACAAUCGCUAUGAAAAGGAAAAAAAUAAAAAAAUACGUAGUGUAAUUGAAAAUAUUAAAUUUCUAUUGAGACUGUCAUUGAGUAUAAAGAUAAAUCUAUAAUAAUUAUAAUGUUUUUCGAUGAAUAAUAUUUAAUAAAAAAUUGUGAAUAAUGUUACAGAUGAAAUUAUAAUUUUUAUUAUUUAUCAUAUAAUUAAAUUUUAAAAAUAUAUAUAUUUAUUGUUUUAUUCUAUGAAUAAAGAUAAAUAAAUAAGGAGGAAACUAAAAGUACAGCUAUGUACACUUUGCCAAGAUGAAAAAAAGA